Messenger RNA from Fusarium redolens, 4950 nucleotides. RefSeq lists its product as uncharacterized. Lineage: Eukaryota; Fungi; Ascomycota; Sordariomycetes; Hypocreales; Nectriaceae. The coding region runs from base 1 to 4950 and encodes 1649 amino acids. The transcript has 3 exons. The record is from RefSeq and is a predicted model, not a curated record.
AUGACGGUAUCCUCAGACUCCUUCGGACGUGAUAGCUCCACCAACAGGGCCUUGGAAGCAUCCGACGCUACAACUUACAGCAUCUAUGCUAGCUCUGCCGGCAAAAGUCCUGGAGAAAAUGUUCAAGUUCUGGCAUCAGGAAGCAACUUGGAUAAGUUUGUGGCAGGCUUAAAUCCCGACAAAGUCAUCAUGUUAUCAAACACGCCAGACCCGACGGCCAAUUUCCACGAUGCUGAUGAAACCAUUUCAUGGUUUCAGAACCUUGAUGGUGACGCUACUGGCUCCGUCACUGUCGAAAAGUCACCGGCAAAGAACAUUGAAAGCUUCCAGUUCUCCCUGUCUCAACCCUGGCCGCUUGUCUUUAGCUCUGCCAGUGAUGUUUUGCUCUUCACAUUCGGCUCAACCAGUCUUAUCGGCGGCGAUGCGACAGGAUCUCGCAUUGAAUCGCCUGGCAUUGACCCUACCGGCAACAUGCUUACUUGUGGUCUUGACUUUGCCCAGAUGAAAGAUAUCACGGGAGUCGCUGUAAAAGACGUUUUCAAGCAGGCAAAUCAGGGCGGCAUGACUGAAUACAUCCCACUUGCUAUCCUCAACCUCGAGGUGACGCUGAACAAGCCAGACGCUGAUGCAGCACCGAGAAGGAACGCUCUGUGGUUCGUCCCAUCAGCGGAUAAACGGCUUGAGACUCGCCUGCAGUUCCAGUUGUCACAGUUUGAGGCCUUGCAGGAUCUGUUCUCAAUUGCCCUGAAGGGCCUGGUGAUUGAGAGCGCAGAUGUCGUAUACAAGAGCAAAAUGCUAUUGGCCGUGACAGAAAAUGGCGAGGAGCCUCUCUUCGAUGGUCAAGUGACGUUUAGCAUCGAGUGCUCCCUCAAUAGUGCUGGAGGCACAGUUUCGAUGCUCGCCGGCGUUCAAUUCACUGCUACCACGAUUGACUUUACCUUCAUGUUCCUCUCCCCAGAUCCACUUGCCGGAAUACUGAGCUGGCUGGCUGGGCUUGCAGAUGAUGACGAUGUUGAGACGGUUGUCAAUGAACUUCUUAACAAAGAAGAAGGCGGAACAAAGGUUCUGCCGGCCGCAAAUUUACGAAGACUGCGUAUCGGGCUCGAUACAAGGAAAGAUCCGCAGAAUCCCAGACUCGGUUCCUUUUCUUUCGACAUCGAGGUCUCUGCAAACUUUGGCCGUGGGGAAAGCGCUGAUACUCCUGUCUUCCUGAUCACUUACAAUUGGGAUCGAUCUAUCGGUACUUAUGGUACUCUGUCUGGACAACUAUGGAACGACUUUGACACAUCCGAUGACCUGGACUUGGAACCAGAGGGAGAGAAGUGGGCUAUUCUGAAGCCCUUGACAACUUCCCCUGCGUCUUCUAUCGACAUUGCCACUCUGAUCCCUGGCCAGACGGUGGUCGAUAUCCCAGACACCCUGCCUUCCCAGAUAACCGUUGCUUCCAUUGAGUUAUCGCAGGAAUCGUUCGCCCUUCGCUGUGCGGCUACCGCAAAUCCGCCAUCUCCAGGCUCGGCCCCUCAACCUUAUCUUGGCGAGGUUGUUCUCGCCGCCUACUUUAACUGGGGCAGCAGUUCAGGCUUCACCUUUGACGUUGGGAUAUCCGUCCUGAUCGACCCUCCAGAGGAUUCUGAGUUCGACCUCCCAGCAGCUUUUGUUGGAACUCUCGGCUACGAUUCCGCUAAUAAGUCUUGGGAGCUCACAGCUUCCAUUAAUGGAUUGUAUGCGGCUGUGCUAGCUGAGUUCUUCCACGAUGAUGACAAAAAUCACGUUGGACCGCUUAUCAAAUCAAUUGCCAUUAACACCUUGUCUGUUGAGUACACAUAUGAGAGGCAGAGCGGAAAUAGUUCCAAAUCCGUGGGCAGUAGGUUUGCUAUCUCUGGCGACCUGGUCAUUGCGGGGUUGAGAUUGAAUCUCGACUUCACCUACACGUCUAAUGGCUUUGUCUUCUCCGCGGCACUCAACCCAGCUGAGAGGAAUGCCACGAUCGGAGACAUCCUGACAGAUCUUCUUGGUUCUUCAUUUGAUAUACCAGAUUUCGUCUACGACACCUUGAUAGUCGGUGACAACGAGGACGCAUUCCGUAUCAACAUCCAGAAGAUGAAAGACGCUUCCAACAUCGAGUCAUUCCAAUUCCUUGCCAAUCUCAACAUUGGGCAUCUCCAAUUCCUGUUCUCCCAGCUCCACAGCACCAAAUGGGGCCCCAAAGAUCCUUCAAAGCGACUGUUCAAAGCAGCUAUCAAUGGCUUCGGCACCAUGGAGCUUGAAAUUCCUCUCGUCGGUACGUUGUCGCAGCCACUCGAUGAGCUUUACUUCCUCUUCGCCCAGGAUCCCAAACCGCCAAGAGCCCCAGGACAGCUUACAGGGCUCACCCGAGAGGAUAUCGAUCAACUCAACAACGGCGUUUUGCAGAACGAUCAGUUGCUUGUUGCUGAUAAGAUCAAGCCUGACAAGGUACAGCCAUCAGACCUUCUGGUGCCAUCUGGAUGUCACUUCGCUGUCAUUAUUCGAAACGUGGCAAAGGGUGAUCGUGUUUGUCUACUCAGCUACGGCUUCAUGAAACCUCAGCCCUCGUCCUCUCAAGCGCUGGUCCCUGGUACUGCGCGAAAGGGUAGAAGACGCACCGAGGAUGAAAUGGACGAUGGAGGUCCCAGUGCCCAAGCGCCAUUCAAAAAGGCCGCAGGGCCGGUGGCCAUCAGCAACGUUGGUCUAAAGUACAAGGCUAAGACUUUGUCAAUCGUCUUUGACGCCACCUUCCAGCUUGGACCGAUUGGAUUCUCUCUUCUUGGCUUCAGCCUCAACACCAGAUUCAAGACACUCGACGAGCUGCCAAGUAUCAGUGUCAACAUCGACGGUUUGGCAGCAUCCUUUGAUAAACGUCCAUUGACAAUCGCUGGUAUCAUCGUCCAUGGCAAUGACGGCACCAUGGAUUACUAUGCUGGUGGCCUAAUCAUCGGUUUCCGUCCCUAUCAGUUCCAAGCAGCCGGCUUCUACGGCGUCAUCACUCUCAAGAACAGCAGCAAUAGCUUCCAGAGCGUCUUCGUAUUUGCAAAGCUCAACGGCCCGCUCAUGACGCUCGCUUUUGCUGAAAUCAGCGGAAUCUGCGGUGGGUUUGGCUACAACAGCAGCGUUCGCUUGCCUUCUGUAGACCAAGUGUCGGAUUUCCCCUUCAUCAACAGCGGUCGACUCAGCAACAAUGAAAAUGCGCAGCAAGUACUUGUAGAGCUUGUAGAACCCUCAGGCGGCGGAUGGUUUCAGCCACUUGACAGCACGUACUGGGGUGCCAUCGGCAUGAGACUCUCUGCGUUCCGUAUGCUGAGCGUUGAUGCAGUGGUUGCAGUUCAGUUUGGUGACUCGGUUAAGCUGGGCAUCUUCGCAGCAGCGGUUUGCGAUAUUCCGUCUUCUAAUUCACGACUUAAGCUGGCCCAUGCCGAAUUGGGCAUCGCAGCUGUCUUGGAUUUCGACUAUGGCUUCCUUAAGGUUGAGGCGCAGCUGUCACCUCGCUCUUAUAUCCUUAGUCCUAACUGUCAUCUUACUGGCGGAUUUGCUCUCUGCUACUGGUUUGAUGCACCUCUCGCUGAUAGGGCCAGGAUAGGAGACUUUGUCUUCAGUUUGGGCGGGUAUCACCAAGCUUUCCACGUACCUGUUGGUUAUCCUAACCCGCCUCGGCUAGGUAUUAGCUGGGACUUGGGCGGUGGCUUGUCAAUCUCUGGAGAAGCAUAUUUUGCCAUCACUACCAAGGCAUGCAUGGCUGGAGGCCGUCUCCAUGCUGCGUUUAAAGCAGGACCUCUCUCUGCCUGGUUUGACGCCUUUGCCAAUUUCCUUAUCAAUUACCGACCCUUUUACUUUGACAUGUCAGCUGGUGUCUCUGUCGGAGUGGGAUUCAGCAUCGACUUCUGGUUCAUCCAUAUUCGCAUUUCAGUCCAGAUUGGUGCCGAGCUGUACCUCUGGGGCCCACCUGUUGCCGGCCGCGUACAUGUUGACUUCUGGAUCGUCGCUUUCGAUAUCAAUUUUGGCGAUCAUCAUCCCAAGGUCGAACCUGUCAGCCUGUCCGAGUUCUACGAACUUGUUCUUCAGGACUCCCCGGCAUCAUCUUUCGCGUCUGCCGCUGCCCUGAUUACAGGGGAACAGCAACAGCAACCCAUUACAGCGUCGACAUUAACGAGACCCAAGAAUGAAGCACAUAACUUCCUUGCUGAGUCUGGAUUGUUAAACCCCGAUGACAAACCAGAGCGGGGACAGGAAGAUCCUUGGACUGUCCGGGCUGGUACAUUUGUUUUUGUUGCGGAAUGCAAGAUGGCCAUAAGUUCUGUCAAGACAAGUGAUGGCAGUGCUCCAAUCUUCGAAGGCAGUGACGUUUUCAGUAAGCCAAUGGGACUGACAACACCUAUGACUUCGACCCUGCAGAUUCAAGUAAUCCAUGAGGAUGGAAGCAAUCCCGGAGAGGAUUGGCAAUUUGAGAGGUAUAUCCAGAUGCUUCCGAGCGCUCUAUGGGCAAGAUAUGACCGACGAACUGAUCCGCGCCAGAGUGGAAACAACGUUGGUGAUUUACUCAAUAACAGUGACGGCAGCCCUCCUCUCAUGACAGGCGUGAGGGUCACUGCACCCAAGCCAACCAUGUCCCCCGAUCCAUUCCCAGCCUACAAGGUUGCGGAUGCCGACCUCCAAGAGCUAACUGCAGUUCGCAAUCUCCCUGAUGUGGUUACUGCUGAGGAUGCGUGGGCUCCAGUCAAGCCAAACGAUAAUUUCAAGCAGCAAUAUGAAGAUAUUCACGAGGCUUGGGUAAAUCCUUCGCUGGAGGAACAGGGACAGCAGGACUUCGUAGGUACCUUGGCCCAAGGAUUGGGAUGGAGUGAUGUGGGUCAGCUGAAGAGCCUUGCUGGAAUUCCGGAGAGGUUGAAGAGGGGCUUUAUGAGUAUGUAUGUUGCGUCUCCAUUGCUGACUUCCUGA